Molecule: messenger RNA, 1578 nt
Organism: Lucilia cuprina (Australian sheep blowfly)
Lineage: Eukaryota; Metazoa; Arthropoda; Insecta; Diptera; Calliphoridae
Product: UDP-glycosyltransferase UGT4-like
Exons: 2
Coding region: 8-1567 (519 amino acids)
Molecular function (GO): UDP-glycosyltransferase activity
Source: RefSeq, a predicted model, not a curated record
GCUAAAAAUGAAAUUAAUAAUAAUUUCCAUAGUAAUUUGUUAUUUACGGGCACCCAUAGAAGUAGAAACAACUAAGAUAUUAGCCAUUACAGGACUACAACAACCAAAUAAAUAUGCUGUCCUAAUCUCGAUACUAAAUGGUCUCCAUGAAAAAGGUCAUCAAAUAACAGUAGUUUUAAGAAAUAAUAAACACGAUGAACUACAUGAAAAUAUACGUCAAAUAUUGAUACGGGAAAAUGAAGAAAUCUAUAAAGAAUUUCUAGCUUUUUCUACUAGUAUUUUGGAUAAAAGUUUCUUUGAAAAUCUACAAAGCUUAUUUAUCAAAGGUGUUUUUGUAACAUCGGAUAUUAUUAAUAAUCCCAGUGUUAAGGAGAUUAUGCAACAUGAACAAUUUGAUUUGAUAAUAUUUGAAACAUUUAUGACGGAGGCCCUUUAUGGUUUGGGAGAACAUUUCAAUGCUCCCAUGGUGGGUAUGUCAAGCUUUGGUACUACAUCCGCUUUAGACACUUUGGUGGGUAAUAUAUCUCCCAUAUCCUUUAUACCCACACUCUUUAUACAACAUUUAUUUGAGGUGACAUUUAUGCAUCGCUGUUUAAAUGUGGCUUUAAGUGCGGUAGAUAAAAUGAUUUUUGAUUUAUUAUAUUUACCGCAUCAGCGUAAACUCUAUGAAGAACACUUUCCAAAUGCUACGCUGACAUUUGAACAGGUAAAUCGUAACUUUUCUUUGGUGUUAGUAAAUCAACAUUUUUCUUUAAAUUUUCCUCGACCCUAUGUUCCCAAUAUGAUAGAAAUGGCUGGUAUACAUAUAGAAAGUAAAUUGGAGGAAUUACCUUUAAAUGUUCAACACUUUUUAGAUCAAUCUCCUGAGGGUGUUAUCUAUUUUUAUUGGGGUGUACAAACCUUUAAUCUGGAUCUCAAUAUCUCAGCCUUACUACUUAACAUUUUGAAAAAUCUUAAUUUUAAAGUUAUCUUCAAUAUAGAUAAUAUGCCGCCUCCAGAGCAGCAAUAUAAACAUAUUCUUGAGAUUUCAAAUAUCUCCCAUCAUUGUAUAUUGGCCCAUGCUAAUGUUAAAUUAUCUAUAAUAACUGGUGAUUUAUUAAAUGUUAUAGAUGCGGUUUAUUUUGCCAAACCCGUUUUGGGCAUACCCAUUAUAGCUCAUCAGCACUUUAACAUUAAUAUGGUCAUUAAAAUGGGUUAUGGUUUAGGUUUAAAACUACAACAACUCAAUGAAACAAUGGUGAAAAAUACAAUUUUAGAACUUUUAAAUAAUCCUCUUUAUACACAAAAAGUCCAGAAAUUAUCAAGAGUUUUUCGUGAUCAACCUAUGACACCUAAAGAGACGGUCUUGUUUUGGAUUGAAUAUGUGUUGAGACAUGAGGGUGCCGUACAUUUGCGCAAUAAAGGAAGAUUUUUGAAUUUUUGGCAAUUUUAUAAUGUCGAUGUUUUAUUAGCCUUUACGGGGGCAUUUGUUUUAAUUGUAUUUUGUGUUUGGAUUCUAAUGAAAUGUAUGUAUUUUAUAUUGUGUAAAAGUAAAAGUAAUUUAAGAAUAAAAGUUAAAAGUAAUUGAAAAUUAAUAAA